Nymphalis io (European peacock) is the source of this 4396-nucleotide messenger RNA. RefSeq lists its product as uncharacterized. Lineage: Eukaryota; Metazoa; Arthropoda; Insecta; Lepidoptera; Nymphalidae. The coding region runs from base 110 to 3580 and encodes 1156 amino acids. The record is from RefSeq and is a predicted model, not a curated record. The transcript has 15 exons.
GUCACGUCUAAAACAUUACAUUUUAAUAACUGUUAAUAUAAAUGGCGAUUGUAUAAACAUAACAAGCCCCAUUUCCACAAAAUUUAAAAUAAUCGAUCAAAGUGCAAAAAUGAAUAUAAAUAGGAAAGAUAACGGCGAUUGGAUAUUUUGUCCGUCAAAAAGUAUCCCAGGAAAAUUUUAUCAUUUCAAUAUGCGGACUGGGGAAGCUGUGUGGUGUCAGAUCGAAACUGAGAAUAAAGUUCCAAAAAAUGAUAAAGAAAUUAAUAAGAGUUAUGAAUAUCUUAAACCAGUUAGCCCGCCUAAAGAAAAUCCUAUGUCAAAUAUUUGUUGUCCUAGAAAUUGUCUUGUAAACGAAUCGCAACAUAUACAUUUAUCUGGUGAUAUGACAUUACCUAAAUACAUAUCAAAUGUCCCGAACAUCACUUGGACAAUCCAGCUGCCAAAUUGUACAGGAAACUUGUCAGAAUUUAAGAAACAGACAUCGGACCGAAAUACACAAACGCCUGAAUCAGAUAGAGAUACGUUUGUCCAAACAUGCGCUAUUCCAUUGUCGCAACGUUUCACUCCAUCUGCAAACUCUAAAACCAGUAUGACUCCUAAUACUAAUAUAAACGAAGAUUGUGCAAGUGGUAUGAGAUUUCGAUCGUCGACACCAUUGAAAAAUUGGUGCAAUACAGAAAUGUUCAAUUCAAAUACAUUCAAAUCAGAUAAAAUAACAAAUUCAAUGGUUAAUAGAAAACGCGAUCACUUAAAAUUUGUGUUAAAAGAGCCACAACUUAAAAGACAAAGAACAUUCCCGGACAGACAUUGCAAAUAUCAACUCUCAUUUUUAACGAAUCUUAAUUCUUCAUUCGACUUAAUUGAAAACACAAACCUAAAUGCUCAACAUAAGGUUGAAAAUGCAAUAAAAAAUCCAACACCAGGUUCUAAUCAAGAAUUAGAGCCGAAUGAUUUACGAUUUUUUUUACAAAUGAAAAGAAGAACAUCAAUUGAGAACAAUUUAUUGAAAGAGCCGCCGAACAAAAGAGUGAAAUUUAAUCUUGAUAAUAAUGAUGAUGAUGGCUCUUCACACUUAGCUGAUGGUAAUGAGGAGAUACCAAAAACACGAAUACCGAUUAAAUCAUUAAAAGAUUUAAACAAAGAUGUUAAUGACAUAUGGUAUAUAAUUGUGGAUGAAGAUAUUCUGAUGAAUGACUUUAAUUUUAUAAUGGAUUAUAUAAAUGAAGAUGUUCUCUGCAAGUUAUUAAUACCUUAUUCCAUGGUGCAAUACACAGAGUCGUUGGGUAGAGGCGAGCACGGUGGCCGUGACCGUGUGAUAUUUGCUCGCCGGGUCUAUCGGUAUCUGGUGACUUCGAGACAGGUACAAAUAGUUGAAAUAGAAGAUGGCUCAUCACUUAUGGAUGAUAUAGUCAAGUGCUGUUUGCAGGUUAUGGACGAAGACAUCCAGAUAGUAUUUAUAACGAAAAAUUUCGAAUUAGAAAAAGUAGCGAAAAUGUAUGGAAUCGAUGUUUAUUCGUUUGACGAUAUUAAAAAUUAUUUAACAAAUGCCAGAGAAUCAACUGGAAAUAAUACAGAAUUUAAAAAUAAUCUACAAAAUAUAAACAAUUUUGAUCCUUAUGUCUUAAGCAAGAGUAAUCUAGAAAGUAGACUUAAAAUAAGUCAAUUUAUGUAUAAUAAGCAUAUUGAUAUGAAUCCUGCUAAUCAGACAAAUGGACAUUUAAAAGAUGAUUUUCGACAUAUAUGUGAUACAACAGAUAAUGUAAAUACAGAAAAUAAUUCGACAGACGUAUGUAAACGUAUAGAAAAAUUAAAAAUAAUUGUCGAAAAAUUGACUAAUAAAAAUAAUUCUAUAUAUAUAAAUAAUGAAAUAGAAAAAUCGAGAAAUGACCCUAAAACGAAUCAGACAGACAAAUCGAACGAUAUCGAAUAUCGAAUUGAAAUCAAUCAAAGAAAACGAAAUUAUUUGUCGAAAUUCACUUUAAAUCUUGAAGAUAAUAAAGAUUUACGCCAGAAUUCAAAGUCCACAGAUAAUUAUAUGAAUUAUGAAAAAUAUAAUCGGCCAGUUGCAUCAAUGGACAAUUUAGGUGAUGAGCAAAAUUUGAUUGAAGAUGAAGACGUCAGAAAGAAUAUCAUCGAGAGAUAUGAUGAGUGGAUUUGCUGUUACGUGCAGAUCAUGGAAGAGUUUGUUCAUAAAGUCCUGCAGAUACAUUUGAACGAUGAAAGUGAUAUGCCUUAUUUUUUAAACGAGGGUUUGGAAUUCUUGAAGGGAAUAUAUUCUCACAGUAAAGCGGUUAGAUCAAUCAUUGAAAAGAUGUUAACAUUUAACCGACUUUUUACAACGAAAGAUUUUAAUAAAACGUAUACGGAGCUGAGUGAUUUUAUGAAAAUGUUAGAAUGCGGUUUCUUGUUGAUCGAAGCCCUUAAGAACAUACUAUCAGAAGAUUUCUCAGAAAUAGAAGGUUUUUUAGUGAAAUUGUUAGAAAGUAUUGAAAAUUCAAAGUAUUUUGAAGAAUUCGAAACAAUUGAAACGCCAUUACGGAGAAGCGAUGAGGACACGCGUGUGCUUAGACGUAACUUUGUCAAAAAGCGAAGCUAUAUUGUAAAUUAUUUGAAAAAACAUUUCGUUGAAUGGAAAAACUAUGUUGAAGUCGAAAAAGAAAAUACUGAGGAUGAAGAAUUAAAUACACACAUGAAAAUAUACCGGACAUCCGGUAGAAAUCUAAAUACGUUCAAAAUCGAUAGUCACAAACGAAUAUCGUUCGAAAACCCAAGAGAUAAUUUAAAAUCACAAGAACAUGGGAUUGAUAAAGUUAAACAACAAAGUGACGUAGAAUCACCAUUAAACCCAAUACUUCAUAGGAAUACAUUUAAUGAUAAAAAUGGCCCAAAAGUGAUAAGAAAUAAAAUUCUAAUAAACGAAGCCGAAGAAAAAGUCAAUAAAGCAACACACUUACAUCUAGACAUUCUUGAUUAUUCAGAAAUAGUAACCCUAUCGUCAGACAGUGAAAUAUCUAAGGAUAAUAAGAAUAAUGAUGGCGGUACUCUAGAUCAUUUAAAUAAUGAUUUUGAUAUGACAGAAAUUAAAGAGAGCCUUUCAUUAAUUAAUGAUGCGAGAAAUGACUCAACCGUGGACAGUGGGUUUGAAAACGAAGUACACGCUUGUAGUUUGAUAAGGAGUUUUCUGACGGAACUUAGUUCAACGCUUAAGUUGAUUUAUAGUUUUGUUGAUAAAUGCAUUACGGAGUUGCAAUGUCAGGAAUUGUCUGAUGAAACAAAGAAUAAACUCGCAGAUAAAGCGAACCAGACGCACACACACAUCGCUGACGUCAUCGAGAAGUUGAAGAGUAUUAUCGAGAGGGAGUCGGCGGAUAGUACACUAAAAACCUUGUUCAUAAAGGCCGGAACUGACGUCAUAGAGGAUAAGCGGAUGACCAGAUACAGACAAACGGUUACCAAAUGUCUGGAACAGGCACGAGUUCUAGAAAGUUCUCUGAAGAUUAUGAUGAAAAUAACAAGCGAAGACUGUGACGUUUCUUUAAGCAGUAAAAACGAUAUAACACAUUUUAAUAUAUUUGAAUGAAUACAUACAAAUUUGGAAUAGUAAUCAAAUUAUUUCUUGUGAAAUUAAAAUCGCUUUAUUAUAAGUAUAAUUAUUUGUAAUCAAUUUUUAUAUUAAAUUUGGUUGAACCAAUAUUUGACGAUGAUUAACGGGAUUUUCGAUUAUAGUAUCAUUUCUAGAUAUUAUAUAACACAGUUAUAUAUUAAAAUGUAUCUUUGUCUAUGGUGACUUUAUUAUUGAAGGUUUUUUUUUUUUAAUUAUAUGCGCUGGGUAUAAACAUGGAUACAGACUUGGGCUAUAUGUAAUCAGAUUACUGGUUAAUGAUUACAAUGUGUAAUCAUCAAUCACGAUCACAAAGUAAUUUUCUGAAUAGGGUCACGGAUGCUCUGGGACCCUACUCGACUCAUUUUUUUUUAUUACUUUCAUACUGUAGUCGUAAUCAUUAAUUAGAUUACGCAUUGCCCAAGUCUGGGUGGGCAGUGCCCCCCUAUGUAGAACCGUUAUGAAAAUAUCUAUAAUUAUUUAAUAAUAAAAAGCCGAGAUGGCCCUGUGGUAAGAACGCGUGAAUCUUAACCGAUGAUCGUGAGUUCAAACCCUAGCAAGCACCACAGAAUUUUCAUGUGCUUAAUUUGUGAUUAUAAUUCAUCUCGUGCUUUACGGUGAAGGAAAACAUCGUGAGGAAACCUGCAUGUGUCUAAUUUCACUGAAGUUCUGCCACAUGUGAAUUCUACCAACCCGCAUUGGAGCAGCGUGGUGGAAUAAGCUCCAAACCUUCUCCUCAAAAAGAGGAGAGGAGGCCUUUAGCCCAGCAGUGGGACAUUCACAGGCUGUUACGGU